AUGGAGCCAGUCCAUUUAUGUGAGCUAAAGAACAAGUUUUACGAAGAGGUGACCAACAUCCCUCCAAACGAAACAAGCCUUAGAAAAUGUUUAAUCUGGUUGAAGAAAAAAAACACCAUAAAUAUGUCAAGCAAAGAAAGCAAAAGAUAUUUCGUGUAUCGGCAAGAUAUUGUAGCCGAAAGAAACCGGCAUUACGAUAGUAAAUUUUUCUACAUUACGCAUCCGUUUAGUGCUAUAAACAUUUUUCAAGAAGUGUAUGGAGUUUUCACAUUGUUUUUGGGCUUACUCAUAAUACCAUUUUAUUUUACGUUUAAUCCUGAAGAUGAAUACUGGGUUGUAGUGAAAAUAUGGCUGUUUUUCUUCGGAGGGUAUAUAAUACAAAACUGUUUCAAAGGGGUGGUUAGGAAGAAGGAGGGAAUCAUUUUGGACCACCCCAAAAUAAUGCGCUUCUAUCUAAAGAGCUACUUUAUAUUUGACUUAACCAAUUUUUUGAUAUUCAUAUUCCAAGAUGUCACGAACUCAAUAUGGGCUUUUACAUGGCUUCUACUGUUAACAAGACUUGCAACUUUAAAUCAGUUAAGCUACAGCAUUCUUAUAAGGCUGCAUGUCGGCACCAACACUAUCGAAAUAGUCAACUACUUUUUCACUAUGAUGUUUCUGAUACACUUUUUUUCCUGUUUAAUUUAUCAAAUACCAGAUUACAUACAUUUUCUAACCGGGGUGCACCCAAUUAAUUCCUGGUUGAUCACUCAUAAUCUGUUGGAUGAAGACGUUAUCGAAAAGUAUUUUGCAUGCGUUAAGCUUACUAUGUCGCACUUUUUUGGCUCCGGAUUGGCAAAUUAUAACCUCAAGGAGCAAUUAAACGAACAGAUCAGUUUUACUAUAAUUUUAUUGUGCGGCAGAACAUACACCCUGUUCGUAUGGUCGAGACUUUUAGUUAUUUUUGGUUUCAUAAACUUGUCACAAACAAAAUACGAAGAGAUACAAAACCAAAUCUACAAAUUUAUGCGCAUCAAUAAGCUUCCAAGGGCCAUCACAGACAGAAUAAUGAAGUUCUACGAGUACAAAUUCCAGAAGCAUUACUUUGAUGAAAGCGAGCUUCUUAAUAGGAUGCCCAUUCAUAUGAGAAACGAAGUACAUUUGUACAGCUGCAGAAUCUUGAUUGAGAAAACUGAAGCUUUCAGAAACUUGUCAAAAGGUGCUAUGGGUGAAAUAAUGACAUACUUUAAGCAAGAAAUAUACAUGCCCCAUGAUGUGAUCAUUAAAUGCGACGAUUUUAUCGAAAACAUAUACUUUAUUUCCUUUGGAACGGUAAUGUACCUGAACAGGAAAGGCAAUGAGGUCCUACAUUACACUGACGGAAACCAAAUCGGAAUUUUGUCUUUUUUCUUUUCCUCAGAAGAACGGUAUAUGAUGACUGCAAUUGCACUGGAGAUUACUGAAGUCUAUAAAAUUUCCAAAUCUGAAUUGCUUAAGCUCUUUGUCGAAUAUCCCGAUAUCGAACAGAAGUUUUACAAAAAGGCAUUCAAGGAUUACAAAAAGUUUAUGAAGUUGCAUGAUUUCAAUGCCGAGGUUAUGCCAGUCAAUACGUUUAUUGCGAAUUUGCACGAUCGGAGGUUGAUGGAGGAGAUUCAGAAGAGACCCAUCAUGAAUUGA
This is a messenger RNA of Brassicogethes aeneus, 1656 nucleotides long. The record is from the annotation of a GenBank genome assembly. Lineage: Eukaryota; Metazoa; Arthropoda; Insecta; Coleoptera; Nitidulidae.